GCGGUUACACAGUUCGGAUCGGUGCGGUUUCAAACGGUACUCUCGCGUCUGGGGUUGAAGGUUCGUUCGCGUGAAUUAGGAGGUGUAGUAAAUUGGUAGCUGAAGAGUGAAGACGGAUACAAGCAGAUCCAUCAUCAUGGCUAGUCGGAAUUGGCUGUUGGCGGCCCUGGUGGGCAUGAUCCUGAUUUAUGAAUCUACCGCUCUCACCUGCCUCAAGUGUAAAGACACCGAAACGGAUGCAAGCUGUGUGGCAGCAGUAGGAACAGUCAGUGCCUGCACCAACACAGAUGACACAUUGUGCUAUUUGCGCAACAAUGACGGCAAAAUUGAACGUGGCUGUCUGAAGGACCUCCCAGUGGCAGAACAAGCCGAAUGCAAGGAAGCUGGAGCCAAAUGCGUAUCCUGCGCUGGCGAUAGCUGUAACAAUGACCGGUGGAUGAAGUGUCACGUGUGCGAUGGCGAAACCGCUGCUUGCACUGGCACGCAGGAAGCCGCUGGAGCCGCUCUCUGCCCACUCUUUGCCAAGGCAGACCAAUGCUAUGCCAAAGCUGAUGAAAAUAGAGUAACACGUGGAUGCAAGUCGAGUCUGCCAGCUGUCGAUGACGGCUGCACCGGCAACAAGAACUGCGAGUUCUGCAGCGAUGACGGAUGCAACAAACUUUCGGGAGAAGCGCUGAAGACUUACCCCAAGUGUCUCACGUGCACGUCUCUGAGUGAUGCCAAAUGCGAAGAUGCUACAGCAGUAGCCGAUGAGUGCCCCAAUCGAGAGGACACUUGCUACACGCGAGUUCAAGAUAAUGUCCUGCACCGUGGAUGUCUGUCCCAGUUGGCCGAAGCUGAUCAGACCAAGUGCAAAAACGAUGUAGAUUCUACCUGUAAAGUUUGUUCGGAUGAAGAAGGAUGCAACAAGGACAUCUGGCUCCGGUGUCACCAGUGCAAGGAAACGGAAGAUGCACCCUGUGCCGAAAAGCAAACCGUUGAAAAAGCGGCAUUCUGUAAGAACUUCCGGGAUCCCUACAAUCGAUGCUACGAACGUUUGGAAAGUGAUAAGGUCGUGCGAGGAUGUGAAAACGAUCUGACAACUGUUGGCAAUGCCUGCACGGGUUACCCAGAAUGCCGAACAUGCCCGGAAAAUGGCUGCAACAGUGCCGAAGCCACCACCCUAAAAACCGAGAACCGAUGCCUUCAGUGUUCGACCAGCAAGGAUGACGACUUGACCUGCCUUUUGGGAACGGCACUCAGCACCCCAUGUGUCAAAGUAUCGGGCAAAAAGUGCUACUCGAGAACCAAUAACGAUGGCGUUCUAACUCGAGGCUGCUACGGAGACUUGACUGCGAAUGAAGUCACAGCCUGUACCGGUAAGACAUGUACCACCUGCGAGGCGGAAGGCUGCAACGGUAAGGUGUUCCCAACGGAUCGCCUUCGGUGCUACCAGUGCAAGACAACCGAGGCGGACAAGUCCUGUUCCAAUCAGUUGACCGGCGAACCCAAGUCCAGCUACUGCGUGCUGUACAAGGACGAAGACAAGUGCUACUCUCGAAUUUCCGAUGGAGCUUUCGAACGAGGAUGUCAGUCCAACCUGAAGACGGCCGCUUGCGAGGGUCUGACGGCGAAGGAAUGUCUGCUCUGUUCGGGCGAGAACUGCAACAGCAUUUCGGAGGAAAGACUGAAGAACUCUGCCGGACAGAAGACCGUCAGUGCGAUUUUGCUGGCUGUCGUUGCGGCGUUCGUAGUGCUUAAGUAAUUUAUGAAGUGUGUUGGUAGGUAGCUCCAAGCUGAAUUGUGAUGUAAAUAAUGUGUUUUAACUUAAUUGGAUUUCGGAAUAAAAGACAAGAGGAACCUGUUUUUAUUCAUUUAA
Molecule: messenger RNA, 1858 nt
Organism: Aedes albopictus (Asian tiger mosquito)
Lineage: Eukaryota; Metazoa; Arthropoda; Insecta; Diptera; Culicidae
Exons: 6
Coding region: 137-1744 (535 amino acids)
Source: RefSeq, a predicted model, not a curated record